Molecule: messenger RNA, 4760 nt
Organism: Manacus vitellinus (golden-collared manakin)
Lineage: Eukaryota; Metazoa; Chordata; Aves; Passeriformes; Pipridae
Gene: RHOBTB2
Product: Rho related BTB domain containing 2
Exons: 10
Coding region: 141-2507 (788 amino acids)
Biological process (GO): small GTPase-mediated signal transduction
Molecular function (GO): GTPase activity; GTP binding; protein binding
Source: RefSeq, a predicted model, not a curated record
GGCUCCAGAGCUCCCGGCAGAGGAGCCUUGGGCAAACCAAACAUGCUGGUCCGCUGGCCACCCCGGGAGCCAGGCACUGCCCGGGGUGUCUGUGCCCACAGGGAAGGCUCUUAGCCCAAGGAGUCUGCCAAGAGAAAGAGAUGGAAAGCCAAGGGAAAGGCAGCCCUGCCGGGAAGAUGACUGCCAUGGCUCACAGCCUGUCCCAAUUAAUGGAUUCUGACAUGGAUUAUGAGAGGCCAAACGUAGAAACUAUCAAGUGCGUCGUGGUCGGGGACAACGCGGUGGGCAAGACCCGGCUCAUCUGCGCCCGCGCCUGCAACGCCACGCUGACCCAGUACCAGCUCCUCGCCACCCACGUGCCCACGGUGUGGGCCAUCGACCAGUACCGCGUCUGCCAGGAGGUGCUGGAGCGCUCCCGGGAUGUGGUAGACGAUGUCAGCGUGUCCUUGCGGCUCUGGGACACCUUUGGUGACCACCACAAGGACAGGCGCUUUGCCUACGGCAGGUCCGACGUCGUGGUUCUGUGCUUCUCCAUCGCCAACCCCAACUCCCUGCACCACGUGAAGACCAUGUGGUACCCGGAGAUCAAGCACUUCUGCCCCCGCGCGCCCGUCAUCCUGGUGGGCUGCCAGCUCGACCUGCGCUACGCCGACCUGGAGGCCGUCAACCGGGCACGGCGGCCCUUGGCCAGGCCGAUCAAACCUAACGAGAUCCUACCCCCGGAGAAGGGGAGGGAGGUCGCCAAGGAGCUGGGGAUCCCCUACUACGAGACGAGCGUGGUGGCCCAGUUUGGCGUCAAGGACGUCUUUGACAACGCCAUCCGCGCCGCCCUCAUCUCCCGCCGCCACCUGCAGUUCUGGAAGUCCCACCUCCGCAACGUGCAGAGGCCUCUUCUCCAAGCCCCCUUCCUGCCCCCCAAGCCCCCCCCGCCCAUCAUCAUCGUCCCGGACCCCCCUUCCAACAACGAGGAGCGUCCAGCCCACCUCUUAGAGGACCCCCUGUGCGCGGACGUCAUCCUGGUGCUGCAAGAGAAGAUCAAAAUCUACGCACACAAGAUCUACCUCUCCACCUCCUCCUCCAAGUUCUACGACCUGUUCCUCAUGGACCUGAGCGAGGAGGACCAGCAGGGCGCCGCGGGGCACGGCUUCGGGGUGGCCGUCACCGCGGCCGCCGAGCGGAUGCUGCACCAGGAGGAGAGGCACCACGGGCGGGAUUUCCUCCUCAGGGCCGCCAGCUUCGACAUCUGCGAGAGCACCGAGGAGGCUGGAUCCGGCCAGCGCAAACCGUGCCUUAGAGCCUCCACCAGUGACGGGAUCCUGCGGGGCAAUCGCUACGAGAACGGGGAGCGCGGGCUGCGGCGGGGCAGGAACCUCUCCUCGUGGAGCCGGGCUUUCACCAGCAUCCAGGAGGAGAUGGCCGAAGACCCGCUGACCUACAAGUCCAAGCUGAUGGUGGUGGUGAAGAUGGACGCUUCCAUCCAGCCGGGUCCCUUCCGGGCCGUGCUGAAGUACCUGUACACGGGGGAGCUGGAUGAGAACGAGCGGGACCUCAUGCACAUCGCUCACAUCGCCGAGCUGCUGGAGGUCUUCGACCUCCGGAUGAUGGUGGCCAACAUCCUCAACAACGAGGCGUUCAUGAACCAGGAGAUCACCAAAGCCUUCCACGUCCGGAGGACCAACCGGGUGAAGGAAUGCCUGGCCAAGGGGACUUUCUCGGAUGUCACCUUCGUGCUGGAUGACGGUGCUAUCAGUGCCCACAAGCCCCUGCUCAUCUCCAGCUGCGACUGGAUGGCCGCGAUGUUCGGUGGCCCCUUCGUGGAGAGCUCCACCAACGAGGUGGCACUUCCUCACACCAGCAAGAGCUGCAUGCGGGCGGUGCUGGAGUACCUGUACACGGGGCAGUUCAGCUCCAGCCCCGACCUCGACGACAUGAAGCUCAUCAUCCUCGCCAACCGCCUCUGCCUGCGCACCUGGUGGGCUCUCACAAUGGUGAGUCACCCGGGGGGCUGCAGCGGGGCUGUCCCCAAGCUGGGUGGGUGUCCCCCGCCCGGCCUCCCGCGUGACCCCCUGUGUCCCCCAAGAGCAGUACACGGUCACCGCUUGAUGGAGGCGGCCCCAAGAGACAUCGAUGGGGACGUGCUCGUGUUCCUGGAGCUGGCUCAGUUCCACUGCGCCUACCAGCUCGCCGACUGGUGCCUCCAUCACAUCUGCACCAACUACAACAACGUCUGCCGCAAGUUCCCCCGGGACAUGAAGGCCAUGUCGGGAGAGAACCAGGAGUACUUCGAGAAGCACCGCUGGCCGCCGGUGUGGUACCUGAAGGAGGAGGAUCACUACCAGCGGGCGAAGAAGGAGCGGGAGAAGGAAGACUACCUCCACCUCAAACGGCAGCCCAAGAGGCGGUGGCUCUUCUGGAACGCCUCCUCCUCCCCUUCUUCCUCUCCUUCAUCGUCAGCAGCCACAGCCUCCUCUUCGUCCUCCUCCUCCUCCUCCUCGGCUGUGGUCUGAAAGCCCGUCCUUGCCCUGGCUCCAGCAUCCCUGGGAGGAGACGGGGAGGAGGAGGAGGAGGAGGAGGAGGAAGCAGGGGGUGACCUGCCCCAGCGCCAGGCGUGCAGCGGACGCCACGGGCCGAAGCCCCAGAGGAGAUGGUGGCCACGGGGGUCUGUCCCUGUGGUGGGGGGCUCAGGGCCAGCCCCUGGUGCUCCUGCAGCCCUGCUCUCCCCGCGCCACGGUGCCAGCACUGCAGGACUGGCAGAGCCCGAGCAGCAGGAGAAACUCAUGUUUACAGGAGCACGAGGGCUGUGUUGUGGUUUUAUUUUGGAUUUGAUUUUUUGGGGUUUUUUUUGGUACGUUUGUUUGUUUGGAACAUCAGCAGCAUGAGGAAGAAGAAGAAGGAGAAGAAGAAACGCAUCCCGCUUCCACUUUGAUUUGUAACCAGAAGCUGUGGGAUAUGGUUCGUGUGUCUGAUGGCACCUGGAGCCACUGUGGGGGUCCUGCCACCCCCUUUGACUCACAGCAGGGUCAGGCACAGUGCAGGGGACCCUGGUCCCCAAAUGCCUCCAGGCACUGCAGCGAAUUCCCCUACCAGUGGGGUCUGUCCCUAAUUCAGGGCGUGGAGGGGACCGGAGUCCUCUCCUCCCCAUUCUUAACUUUUUGUUUAAAAAGAAAACUUAAAGCAAAAAAACCCAACCCCGAUCCCAAACCCACUCCCCCAACCUGCCACACCAGAAACCAACCCCAGGCCCUUGGCUUGGGCUUUUAGCCUGGAAGGCUCCAUUGUAAUAAAUGGUAUUUUCAAAGCCCAGCGUGGUCCCUGUGUGUUUGGGAGGGAGCGCCUGGACACAGCACAUCCUUGUGCCCUGCUUGGGGGGACACCAUCACCCCCCUUCCAGGGCUCCCAGGAUGGACAGGGACAGGGAAGCACUGCAGGAUCCAUCCAUCCAUCCAUCAAAACCCCUUGUACAAGGAGAGGUGGCUUUCCCGUCAGACUAACUCUGCAUGUCCCACCUGUGUCCCUGCAGGUCCACAGCCCCAGGGCUCUGCAGGGCUGCCAGGCAGGCCAGGAAGGACCCAAACCUCCGCUCGCCCUCCCCAGCUGGGAUGGGGAAGAGCCCAUCCCUGGCAGAGGCUGCGGCCGGAGGGAGCACACGGGGAUGCUCCCGGUGCAUCCCCUCCCACUCCACCUUGCUCCUCUUCCCAGCUGGCCUCGCAGAGCACCUUGGAGCCUCUCAUUCCGCAUGCUCGCCCUCGGCCACGGAUGCAGGAGCGAGGUGGCAGCUCCAGCGAGCUCACCCUGGGUGUUCUCCCCCUCUGCAGCCCCAACGAGCAGGUAGGACCACGAGUUUCUUUCCCUUUCUUCUGCGGGCGCUCCCCGGUCCCGUGUGCCUCCCCCAGGCCAGGCCCUGAGCCCCCGUGUCCCAGCCCUCCAUCCUGCACGUGCCUGGCUCUGCAGGAGCUCCCUGCCCAGGUUUGCAUGCUCGGGAGGCACGAGGGGCUGCCCGGGACAGGACCUUUUGGUCCUGGUAGGGCCCCCCCCAGAGCUCCUGCUUUUCGCACCCGCCCCAGCGCUACCGAUAAACCCCAACUGCAGUGCGGGGGCUGGUGGGCAGCCCCAGGGGCUUUCUGGGGGCCAGCAGAGCCCCUCUUCUCACUUAAGCACUGCAUGGAUUUGCCACACAGCUACUGCAGCACACAGAGCCCUGGCUGGGUGGAGCUGGAGCAGCUCCGGCCCCGGGUCAGCGUCGCGUGGUCCCCCCCUUGGCCCCGGGGUCCCACCCCCUGCUCGAGGGACAGAUUUCACCCUCCUGUUCUUGCAGGGAGCAGAGAGCACAGGACUCAUGGUGUAGGGGUUAAGGCAGAGGCCAGGUUGGCUGCUGAGGGCUUUUUCCCCCGGCAGAAGCAUCGCUGGUGGGGACCGUUCCCAGUGGGAUGCACGAAUUCCAUGGGCUGGGUCCUUGGCACCACGGGGAGCAGCUGCUGAGCAUCUGGUCCAGCUCCUUUGGUGCCCACUGAAACCCUGGCAGAGCACGGGGUGUGUGUGUGGGGGGAAAUAAAACCAGACAAGAAAUCAGGAGGAUUUUUUUUUUUUUUAAAAAGUUAAUUCUUCCUUCAUAAAGAGAAAUGUAAAAACUGGAAAAUAAAGCAAACUGGCUGGGCCAGAGCUCUGUAUAAAACACACACAACCAUGCAUACCAAAAUACCAAUAUUUUUAUAUUAACUUUUAAGUUAACAUAUGUAAACAAUUGCUAAAUAAAUACAUAA